AGCCGCGAAGCGCCGCGCGGAACGAGCAGCGAGCGGCAAAAGGCGGGCCCUGCCCUGCCCGGCCCGGCCGGCAUCCCGCCCGACCCCCCCACCCCGGAGGCGGGCGCUGGCCGCGCAUGCAUCUCGCUCCGGCGCUCGGCCGGAGGGGCGGUGGGCGGCGUCUCUUAGCGGCGAGCCACGCCAUGUGCGGGGCCCGGGGGCUGCUGCUGGCCCUGCUGCUGGCGCGGCUGGCCGCCUGGAGCCCCGGCAACCCGCCUGGAGCCGCCGCCGCCGAGCUCGCCGCGGGCGCCGCGCGUCGGGCUGCUCCUCGAAGCGAGGAGGCGGCCUUGCGCCGAGCUCCCGCCGUCCCGGCCGGCGCCCGGGCCGCCGCCGCCGGCGGGCCCCGUCGCGGUCGCCCCGCCCCGCCGCUCCGCCGCCGCGUCCCGCGGGCAGCCCGCGCCGCGCGCCGCCGCCCCCCCGCCGGCGGCUUCCCCGGCCUGCGCGACCCUGGGGCCGCCGGCUCGUCCCGCCUCUCGGGCGGCAGCAGGUCUGUGAAUCAAGUGUGUGUGGAAAAAUCGCUCGUGUUCAGAAGUAACACCCCUUAUCCUACUGAUACCGUUGCUGUCCCUGGUGGACAUGAUCUGCUAUUCUGUGUGCAGCUGGAUGAUGCAAAGCUGAACUAUUUCCAACAGCCACAGGAUAUCAAAGAAUCUGAUUUUUGUAAGUUCUUAGAGAAGUAUGGCAGACACUCUUUCUUAGCACUGUCACAAGUCCAGCCAUCAUUCUCUGCCUUUUACCGGGCUGGUGAUCCAAUCCUAAUCUACUUUGAUUCAUCAUCUGUACUGAGCACGCUUAGACAGCCAGUAAAAAUGGGAGCCAGUGGACUUUGUGUUGAUGGAAAUCCUGCUGGCUUCCUGGACAGUAAAAGCACAAGCUGUACUCGGAUUUUUGCCAACUUGAGCAAGAGCUGCAUUACUGACCCUGCCUUAGAUGCUGCCUCCUACUACCGUGACUUCACUGUGCUAAAGGUCCCAAUUAAUGACAACAUUGUGCAGUCCAUGAAGGUAAAGGUCACUGCAGUCGCACCACCUGGAGCUCCCCACAUGAAAGACAACACAUGUAACAAUGUUGUUUCAGAGGUGAUCUAUGAGAUAGAAUUCAGUGGCACACAUGGGAUUCAGAGUGUUUCUGUCCGCUUCAAAGUGAGCAACAUCUCUGAGAACUCAGGAUCCUCUCUGCAGCAGCGCUUCACUUUGCACUUCUGGACCAGGAGUCUUUCUCAUACGUUGCCUAGAAGUGGAAACCCUGGCUAUAUCACUGGAGCACCACUGUUGAUUGCAAACAGUGGUGCCACGCAGCAUAUGAGCAUUUUACGGAGUGAAGGUGAUGGAAGUUGCUCACAGUUCCUCAGACACACAGUACAAUUUGGAAGAAAUAUGAGGACAGGCUGCAAGCUCAGCCUAUCCCCAAUACUGGAAGAAAGAAACUGUAGUUACAUCCAGCAGAAGUUAUACAAGGCUUUUCAGGGGAUGAACAGAGCAGAGGACCUUGCUAUAACUGGUAGUGCUCAUUCAACCCAGGCAGAAGACUGGACGACCAUUCUGAUUCAGAACUGCAGUGUGCAGGCUGUGAAUUGCACUUCCUGUUGCAUGGUUCCUGUGACCCUGGAGAUACAGAUAUUGUGGUCGAAGGUGGGCCUCCUGUCCAACCCACAAGCUCAAAUACUGGGUGCACGGUACUUUUAUCAGUGUCAUCCCCUGAAGCUACUAAGCACAAGCAGGGUACCUUUGACAACUGUCGUUACCUUCACUGACAUGACGGAAUGGCCAGAACCUCCACGAGGCCAGCCCCAAAUGCACUGGAAAUUCCCAUUUGACAUCUUUUUCCCAUUCAAGGUGGCACUGAAUUUGGAAAGAAGUUAUAGAGGUGAUCUGGCUGGCUAUUUUUUGUUGAUUCUAAUAAUGUCUAGUAUUCUCUGCUUUUGAAAAGUCGCAUAGACGGGGCCUAUACUUAAAGUUCAGUAAGUGAAUUGAUACAUUCAGAAAAUGAUCCAGACCAUAGCCUUUUCUCCUCAGGUUCUUAUACUGUGCCUAUGAUACCUGUGUGCCUUCUGUUUAUGGAUUAAGCCACAUGACUAGCUUCUGUCCUGUGUCCUCUCAUGCCCCUAUUCUGUGUAUGCACCAUCUGUGAACCUCACUGCAGUGAAACUCUUGAGAGAGAGAGGGAUCAAGAGACAUUGCAUUAAUGAGGAACAAGGAGGAGGAUGUUAAAAUGACCGUUCCAUGUUCCCAGAAACCAAGAGUGCUUUGUAAAUGUAGGAGUACGGAGAGAGGUUCAAAUCCAAGGAUUUUGGAGCUGCAUUCAGUCAUCUUCCUGUUGGGAGAAGCAUCUGAUUUUUCUACAUUAAACUAACUGAACAUCUAAAAUACAGGAGUCCUCCCAGGUGACCUGAAUUAUUAUUUUAUGAGUAGACAUGUCUGCCAGUCACCUUUCACCUGCCCUUGUUACAUGACAACCAUACCUCUGUGACAGUUUUUGACUCUUAUUUUUCUGUCUUUUCAAAUAUUCAAUUGAAAUUUUCAUGUUUUAGUCACUGCUUACAUUAGCGUUACACAAAGCGAAGUAAUUGUAAAUGUCCCAUCCUCUAAAAUAUAAUUGAAUUUUAUUUGUUUGUCAUGACAGCUUCCUUCCUGAUUUUCUUUUUUUCUUGAAGAAACAGGCCCAAAUAUGUUUUUUCCUAGAUAAGAAACAUUCUCUUGUGGCUCCAGAUAGGAACUGGACUGAUAAUGAUAGCCACUGAAAUUCUAGGUGGCACAUCAGAGUGAGUUGUGAACAGUCCUAAAGAAAAAAAAAUAUUUUAGGAAGAAUUUGUAGAUGUAUUAUGAGACUGAAGCUUACUGCAAUCCCUUACCUCGGGCUCAGUCUCUGGGACCAGAAUGUAAGUUUAUUGUUUUGGAGGUGAUCUUCUGAUUAUCUAGUCUGCCCCACUGCAUCACACAGGCUAAAGAAACCUGAUCAAUCAUUCCAUGAAGUUGUUGGAUGACAGUAUACUUUUUUAGCAAAGGACUUAUUAUUUAUCUUAAAUUCUUCAGAUGAUGGAAAAAUCUGCCCCAUCUAAUGUCAAGUACUCCAGUGGAAUCAAUAAUGGGCAAGAAAAUCACAGAAAUCUGGCCUACCUUUAACAAAAUGUAUUUGUUGAUUUUGUACAUAUACUGUGUAUAGCAACUUUGUCGCUCUUCCUCAUUACAAACUUAAAACAGAAGACUGCAAAAAUAAACUGAAAAAUUUGCAAUUA
Aquila chrysaetos chrysaetos is the source of this 3274-nucleotide messenger RNA. RefSeq names its product tectonic family member 3 (gene TCTN3). The record is from RefSeq and is a predicted model, not a curated record. The transcript has 13 exons. Lineage: Eukaryota; Metazoa; Chordata; Aves; Accipitriformes; Accipitridae. Gene Ontology annotation, biological process: cilium assembly; smoothened signaling pathway. The coding region runs from base 117 to 1964 and encodes 615 amino acids.